CAAACCCGGAAGCGGAGCUUUAAUGAUGACGUUGAAUGUUGAUGUAGGCAGCAAGAUGGCGUCCACGGAGCAGUGUCUCCCGGAACUCGCGGAUAAAGAGACGCGGGAGAAGCUCGCGCUCUGGGACCGGAGCUCUGAGCCCACGGCGCCGCUCACGGAGAAGCAGACGGACUCGGUGCUGGAGAUCCGCUCGGCCGCGGAGACGCUCCCUGUUCCCGCAGAGCUGCCGAUUGAGGAUCUGUGUGUCCUGUCUUCUCGCUCUCUGCUCUCUCCGUUCACGGCCGCCGUUCCCGCCUCCACGGAGGACGUGCUGAUGAAGGGGUUCCAGACGCUGCAGAUGGAGAACGACCGGAUAGAGACGGCUCAGCAGUUCUUCUCCUGGUUCUCCAAACUGCAGACUCACAUGGACCAAGAAGAAGGCGCCAACUACAGGAAAACGCGGGAGUGUUUGAGCUGUUAUCAGGAGCAGUGCGACGCCAUUUUAACCGACGUUAACGAGGCUCUUAAUCAUUUGGACUCUCUACAGAAACAAUAUUUAUUCGUUUCCACAAAGACAGGAACGCUACACGAGGCCUGUGAACAGCUACUGAAGGAGCAGUCAGAACUGGUGGAUUUGGCCGAAAGCAUCCAGCAGAAGCUUUCCUACUUUAACGAACUGGAGAACGUAAACACGAAACUGAACUCGCCCACGUUGUCGGUGAACAGCGAGGGCUUCGUACCCAUGCUCUCCAAAUUAGACGACUGCAUCGAGUACGUUUCAUCACACCCGAACUUUAAGGAUUAUCCGGUGUACCUCGCCAAAUUCAGGCAGUGUUUGUCCAGAGCUUUGCAUCUCCUGAAGACUCACAUCAUCAACACGUUACAAAAUCUCACAAAUCAGCUCACAAAGCGGGACCCUGCGGCCGCGGCGAACGUGGACAACGCCUUCACGCUUUAUUACGUGAAAUUCCGAGCGGCAGCACCAAAGCUCAGAACGCUAAUCGAGCAGGUUGAGCAGCGGUCAGAGAAAAUCCCAGAGUAUCAGCAGCUGCUGGAUGAUGUCCAUCAGUGUUAUCUGGAUCAGAGAGAAGUUCUGCUCGCUCCCAGCAUUAAGUCCACCAUCACUGAGCUGACAGGACAGAACAACAAGGACCACUGCGCUCUAGUGCGCAGCGGCUGUGCUUUCAUGGUGCACGUGUGUCAAGACGAACAUCAGCUUUAUAACGAAUUCUUCUCCAAACCCACAGUCAAGCUGGACGAGCUGCUAGAGAAGCUGUGCGUGUCUCUGUAUGACGUUCUGCGGCCGCUCAUCAUCCACGUGGUCCACCUGGAGACGCUGUCGGAGCUCUGCAGCAUUUUAAAGAACGAGAUGCUGGAGGAUCACGUGCACAACAACGCGGUGCAGUUGUGUGCGUUCGAUGCCGUGGUGAAACAGAUGCUGGAGGAUGUUCAGGAAAGACUUGUCUACAGAACACACAUCUACAUCCAGACGGACAUCAGCGGAUACAACCCGGCACCGGGAGACCUCGCCUACCCCGACAAACUGCAGAUGAUGGAGAAAAUUGCUCAGUCUCUGAAAGAAGAGCAGGUGAAACUUGACACCUCCUUCAGCGAUGUCCAGCUGGAGGAAUCUGACUCCAGGAAGAUCGGAAAUACUGGAACCAUCUCUCCUGCUGAUCUGCACGGAAUGUGGUAUCCGACAGUCAGACGCACGUUAUUGUGUUUAUCUAAACUCUACCGCUGCAUUGAUAGGGCCGUUUUUCAGGGUUUGUCUCAGGAAGCGCUGUCAGCUUGUAUCCUGUCUCUGCUUAAAGCUUCUGAAUUCAUCCUGAAGAACAAGAGUCAGAUUGACGGGCAGCUCUUCCUCAUCAAGCACCUCCUCAUUAUGCGAGAGCAGAUCGCACCUUUCCACACCGAUUUUGCCAUUAAAGAGAUCUCACUGGACCUGAAGAAAACCAGAGACGCUGCCUUUAAGAUCCUGAAUCCCAAAGCCGUGCCCAAAUUCUUCCGUCUCAACAGCCACAACGCCAUCCUGGAGUUCCUGCUCGAGGGAACUCCAGAGAUCAAAGAGCACUACAUUGACUCGAAGAAGGAGGUGGACCGGCACCUGAAGUCCAGCUGUGAGCAGUUUAUUCAGCAGCAGACUCGCAUGUUCGUGGGAAAUCUGGAGGAGUUUCUCACCAAGGUGUCUGCACUGAAGGCGAUGGCGGUUGGAGGAGGGCCGAAUUACCAGCUCUCUCAGCAGCCCUGGGCUCAGCCUGCAAAGGUCAACGACCUGGUGAUGUCCACGUAUCGGGUGAUGAAGACUAAACUGCCGCUGACGUUACAGAGCAUGACGCUGUAUCUGGCGAACAAAGACACGGAGUUCAUCCUGUUCAAACCCGUCAGGAAUAACAUCCAGCAGAUGUUCACGAAGCUCCACACACUGCUGCAGGAGGAGUACAGCGGCGAGGACCUGCAGAUCAUCGCCUGUCCCUCCAUGGAGCAGAUCAAUCUGUUGCUGUCGGUGAGUAAAUAGACGAGAAGCGAGAGCUCGAUGGACGAGAUGAAGAUGAAAUCGAGUUCUUCAUCCAACACAAGAUUCAGAAGAUAAAUGUGUUACACACAAUGUUUCUUAUUUUUACACUAAAACAUUUCUGUAUAAAGAAGAAUCCAGAGCAGUGUGUUUCUGUGACAUACCGCGAGCAAAAAAAAAUGGCUGCAGAGUUGCAGAAAGUUUCCAAAGGAACAGGACAUUUCGAAUACCAGUCCUUCCUGAGCAGCACCUCGUCCUGUUUCCAUGGAAACGGUGUGUAACUGCCCUGCCGUUUUUCCUCCGCACAUCUAAACGUGUGCUGCGAGGAGUGCAGUUGCAGAAUGCAUUUUGGGAGGUCAGUUUUUUUUAUUAGUGUGUUAUAGUUUUUAUAAUAUAUUCUGAUGAAUGUAAAUGUACAGAUAAAAUCUCACACUGUUCCGAUGUUCAGCUGAUGUUUACUCUCGACAUGACUUCCUGUCUGAGGGGUGAAAUGAAUAAACAUGGACAAGGUGAUGGACGUCUUUCUCAAUUAAAGUCCCCUGAACCUAUUGUGUUCUUACUGUGA
Molecule: messenger RNA, 3059 nt
Organism: Pangasianodon hypophthalmus (striped catfish)
Lineage: Eukaryota; Metazoa; Chordata; Actinopteri; Siluriformes; Pangasiidae
Gene: cog3
Product: component of oligomeric golgi complex 3
Exons: 23
Coding region: 23-2497 (824 amino acids)
Biological process (GO): Golgi organization; intra-Golgi vesicle-mediated transport; intracellular protein transport
Cellular component (GO): cis-Golgi network; membrane; COG complex
Source: RefSeq, a predicted model, not a curated record